AUGGGCUGGUACUGUCUUCUCUUCUCCUCUGUCUUUGUGGCUUACUGGGUGCCAGCAGGCUGCUAUGCUAAUGGUAAAGUCACCAAAGCCUGUGGGAGCAUGGAACCAAAGCACGGUUCCCCGGCUCAGACCACUCAAAGCCCUUAUCUACUAACAGCCAACACCAGCACCUUCAGCCCCGGAGAUCAUAUCCAAGUCACUCUAUCUGGAACAUCAUAUUUUGAGGGCUUCCUGCUUCAGGCCAGAGAUGCAGCCAGUCAGGGCUCAGCAUCCACCACCGGCAGCUUCACCCUGACCAAUCCGCACAGGACACAGCUGCUGACCUGUAAUAAGCAGCAGGGUUCAGCAGUGAGCCAUACGAGUAAAGACAGACAGACAGAGGUUGUUGUCAUCUGGAAUGCUCCCAAAGAUGCUCCCAGUGAGGUUGAGUUUUUUGUGACUGUAGUCCAACGCUACAAUGUAUUUUGGGUGAAGUUGCCUGGACCAAUCAUCUAUCAACCUGGUGUGACACCUCGCCCACCUCUGUCCACCACUACACUUGCUCCAGUACAGACGACCACAUCCUCUCUCCUGCCAGGACCUUUCACGUCUGACAGCUGCGGCCAAUCUAAAUCCUGCCUGCUGGACCCUGUAGGCUGUGAUCCAGAAGAUCCACACUGCUUCUUCUUGUCCAUGACGACAGAGGGACCAGACAAAACGUCUGUGAUGUUUGAGCUGAGUGGCCCAGCGGAGGGAUAUGUGGCCUUUGCUCUGUCUUGGGACACAUGGAUGGGCAAUGAUGAUGUGUACAUGUGUGUAAAAGAUGGGGACAAAGUCUCAGUGAGUGCAGCCUUCGUCAGCGGACGAACACAUCCUGAGGACCAGACACAGGCUGGACUUUCCUCAGUAUCAUGGCGGCUGGCAGAUGGAACCAUCCAGUGCAAGUUCAGUAGACCGGUGAAAAUGGCUAAUCAGGAACCGGGCCGCUAUGACCUGGACCAAGAGUACUUUCUGUUUCUAGCCAGCGGACAUGCUCAGUAUGGUAAAAUAUGGAAACAUAAUCAACAACCAUUAGUGUCCGUCCACAGGAAAUGUGUCACAGGCCCCUCUGAGGUACUAACAGGCUCCAGAGGACCCACCAUAAUGAAAGCACAUGGUGUUCUUAUGCUGUUAGCAUGGAUGCUAACUGGGAGUGUUGGUACCUUCAUCGCCAGUUUCUAUAAAGAGGUUUGGCCAAAUCAAACUCUGUAUGGACAGAAAGUCUGGUUCCAGGUUCAUCGAGGCCUAAUGAUGCUAACUAUGACGCUGACCAUUGUUGCCUUUACCCUACCAUUUAUCUAUAGGAAAGGUUGGAGCAAGCAUGCAGGUGUCCAUCCCUACCUGGGCUGUUGUGUUGUGAUUUUAACUCUGAUUCAACCAAUAACAGCUGUGUUCAGACCAACACCUGACUCUCACAGGAGAUAUCUCUUUAACUGGUUCCACUGGGGACUUGGAUCUCUGACUGAGAUCAUGGCAGUGGCGACCAUGUUCCUGGGUACACAUCAAUCAUCACUGCUCCUCCCCCAGCCAUGGGCGACGUAUGUUUUGAUUGGCUAUGUGACAUGGCUGGCCUCAUUCAGAUUCAUGCUCCUGAUUCACAAACACUUUCAUAUCAAAAAAGCAGUAGUGUCAGAUGAGCUACAGGAACUCUAUUCUGGUCAAUCAGAGCCCUCUACCUGGGGGUCCUUCACAAAGUCCUUCAUCUUGGCUGCCCUGGCUUUGGGAAACUCUGGUCUACUGGUGGCCUUGUUGUCUUCUAUUGCUGACAUUUGA
Molecule: messenger RNA, 1791 nt
Organism: Pleuronectes platessa (European plaice)
Lineage: Eukaryota; Metazoa; Chordata; Actinopteri; Pleuronectiformes; Pleuronectidae
Gene: frrs1a
Product: ferric-chelate reductase 1a
Exons: 16
Coding region: 1-1791 (596 amino acids)
Molecular function (GO): oxidoreductase activity, acting on metal ions
Source: RefSeq, a predicted model, not a curated record